UGAAACAUGUUUAAGCUUUUGGCGAACUUCCGGUGACUUACAUUAUAUUUCUUACUUUCAUUUCUUUCCGAGUUUGAAACCAAACCAAAUGUUUCAGUUACAUUUCAAUUUAUUUGUCAUCUGGCCACAAAUGAAACUGAAUCUGUGGGUUAGAUUGUCAUUCAUAAUAUGAAAGAUCUAUUACUGACAAGCUACUAACAUUCGCUGCUCUGUGUAUGUGCGUGUGUGUGUGUGUCUAGUGUGGAGGUGGUGGUCCUCAGACAAUACAAAGCUUCAACCAUGAAGGAGGAAGAGUGCAGUGUGUUGAAGUCAACCUGUGAGAACCCUCAGUUCCCAAACUGGAUGUGGAGAUACAACCGUAACAAAAGGUUGUCGAGGUUCGAACCCUGGUUCACGAGGGUCGAAAGAUGGCCGCCUCAGUACCGGAACAUGGGAUUGCAUGAUGACUUCCGGUUCCAUCCCGUCGGGCCUGACGAAGAACUGAGACCAUUCCUUCACCUUGGGGUCAAUUACGCCCAUAAUCUCGUACUUAAUCGCUGUGCUGGUUCAGGAAACGAGAGCCUGGGAUUCACCCCAGGCCCAGCGCCACCUAGGCUCGUGGUUUACGAUGUGCAGAACCCGUAUCCCAGGGAUGACCUCUACAAGGUCAACGAAAUCAACAACAUCAGCCCCGGGAUGUCACUUCUGGACUAUUCUUACCUCCCAACGCCAGAGAACGACAACUCCCGGGAACCAAUAGACCCCAGGAGGUACCUGGAGUUAACACUGGGUCAAAAAAGGGACCUCCCGGGCACGUUCCCGCAUUUCAACGCCGCCGGCCACCAACGCUUGACCCAGGAGUGCAAGACUAAUCAGUCCAGCGGCCACCUGGACCCUCUAGAGAUCUGGACGCAGAAGUACGUCAGACGCGAGCAAGAGCAUGCCGCAGCGAGGGCUCUUGGAAAGCGAAAGCUGCUGCCACCUCUGCUGCUUCAGGACUGCAACUUUGAGAACAAGCCUGCUGCCAACUACGAGAAUAUGAGACCUCCGGUGCACAAAGCUGGCAUCAAUAACUGUGUAGAGAGUGUACGGAAGAUAUACUAACUUAUGUUAGGCAGACGAUAAGCUUGUAGUAUAGCAUUGGGUUUAAAAAACCUAUGGAAGAAUAAGCUAAAACAUCAAGCUUGGUUUAAAUCAUGGAUAUAGCUAAUACACGAAUAAGCUGCUAAAUAUAUUUAUGUAUCCACCAAAGGAUUCUGUUUUGUCAUUCUAAAAUGAACUGAGACCCACAGAGUUUCUUAUCACAUAGGUCUACAUCUCCAUUGAACAGUGUGUGCGUGUGCUUGCUGGCCUGCGUGUGUGUGUGUGUGUGUGUGCAGGCCAGGAAGGGGGGUUAGUCAGCCCAUAUUGAAUUUGUUUUCUAAAAUCGAGAUCAGUCUUUCACAAUUUUAUCAUAACCACUCUUCCUCGCCUCUUUCUUUCUCUCUCUCUCUCUAGAAAGAAAGAAAGAAAGAAAUUGGAACUAAGAGCACAAACUAAUCAAUCCGUUUUGCUAAUUCUUCCUCAAAUCUCAUUCACUUUUUGAAACCUAACUUGGAUAGAAGACUGCAGGAAGCCUUUGAUAUCUCAUUUACACCUUUAUUGCAUAGUGACUUCCACUUUACUCUUCUUUGACUACUGUUAAUAAAGGUAGUUUUUUUUUAAUCGUCUUGGUUUGCGACUGUGUGAAUAAUUAGCAAGUAAGAAUGAGUUUUUCACUAUUGGUAAUUUCUUGGCUAGUAAUAUAAAAUGAAAUAAAAAAACAAAAUAAACCCAAGUUGCAUAUUAUGUGAAUCGACUCAAGGAUUCUCAUGACAUAGAGAACUGAUAAAUUAUUUAUAUCACGAAAUAUAAUGUGAGCGUACUGAAUGAGAACCUUUGAACUACUAUCUAAUGUCUUAAAACACAUCACAAACCCGCUGCUUCUCUCUGUACGCUAUAAUCAGCAGUACCAAAUAAAACACGGGUGUAACAUUUGGCUAUUAUGAUUCAAUAAAUGUGCUGGGAAUUGAUGGUGA
This is a messenger RNA of Biomphalaria glabrata, 2036 nucleotides long. RefSeq lists its product as uncharacterized. Bases 280 to 1083 code for a protein of 267 amino acids. NCBI's taxonomy places the organism in Eukaryota, Metazoa, Mollusca, Gastropoda, Planorbidae. The record is from RefSeq and is a predicted model, not a curated record. The transcript has 6 exons.